Xenopus laevis (African clawed frog) is the source of this 4733-nucleotide messenger RNA. RefSeq lists its product as uncharacterized. NCBI's taxonomy places the organism in Eukaryota, Metazoa, Chordata, Amphibia, Anura, Pipidae. The transcript is spliced from 6 exons. Bases 166 to 3675 code for a protein of 1169 amino acids. The record is from RefSeq and is a predicted model, not a curated record.
CCAUAGCAACCUCGCUCCACCUACUCCUGGCUCCUCCCCUCAGUCUGGCUCCUCCCAGCGCUCUCUCCCCCCCCAUCGCCAGCCCCACAGCACACAGGGGGAAAAGACGGAUUGGAGCGACCGGAGCUGGGCGGGAGCGCGGGACUGUCGGGCCGACAAGACGUGAUGGCAGCGGAGGGAGUGGGACAGGUCACAUUUGAUGAUGCUGCCAUUUAUUUCUCAGAGGAACAAUGGAGCAAUCUGGAGGAGGUCCAGAAGAAAGUCUACAAGGAGCUCAUUAAAGAAAUCUAUGAAAUUAUGCUUUAUUUGGGAUACCGAAUACCAAAGCCAGAAAUCGUUUCUCGGAUUGAACGAGGGGAAGAACCAUAUGGUGUUGUCAGUAAGAAACAAAAGCUUCAGGAGCCCCAGCCAGAGGGCCCCACUGCUGGCAGCAAAGAAUCAGAACCUGAAGUAAAAACAGAGCGCCAGUCUCCUAUCCCUUGCAACUCUGUCCGGCCUGGGGAGAUCUCCUCCUCGCAGGAGAAGGGCCAGGGGUCCCCUUGUCAGAACUGUGGGACACACUGCAACAACCAAUGUGGCUUGAGUUUCCAGUGGAAUGCACAAAGAGCGUUUCAUGGAUCCCCAGGAGAUAGGAGCCAGGGGAAAAGAUACGUGCCCCCUCAACCCCUGUACUAUACUGGAAACCCAACCUCCCCUUCUUAUACCAGCAACGCAAAUGGAAUGAUUCAUCCAACAUCCCCAGUGGCGAGUUAUGGUAACACAGCAAUGGGGCCGUUAUCUCCGCAAUGCCCUGGCUACCGAAUCAUUGAUCCCAGUUCACCCUUUGCUGGUCCAGAGAGACUGGGAAAUCCAAUGUUUGGAAACUUUGAAACAAGCCCACAGGCCUCUCAGGGCCCUGCUAUGAGCAGUUUGGGGAAUCUGGAACAGGAAAACCGAAACAGGAGGGAGCAGUUUCCCAGGGAACCCCCAUUCCCUCAUCAUGUGCCCCCAUUCCCGGACAGAAGGAAUAGUGGGAUGCCAUGUGCAGGCUGCGGCUCCUUCUGCAAUAACCAGUGUCCCAUGAGCCUUCAGAGGAUGCUUCAGCCAGCUCCUGUUGUUGUUGACGGGCACCAAGGAAUCCGUUUCACUUCUGCCCCAAAUCCAUAUUUUAAUUCAAAUGCACAUUCAUCUCAUUUUGCUAACGGCAGACCUGUGAUGAGAUAUCCUAAUCCUCCGGGAAUGGGACCAAUUUCCCCACAGUUUGCUGGCUAUCGGAGGCCCGGAGACCAAACUGGACCCAACAUGCUGCGUGGAAGGCCUGAGAAUACUGUGGCAAGUCUGGGAAGUAAUGCAGCUAAUGGUCUCACUCAAGGGGCAAAUCAAGGAAGUAAAUUAUCUGCAACCAGCAGUGGGAAUCAGAGGAGAUCACAAACACUGUCUCCAAUGGGUCCUCUUGAGCCAGUUCCUGUGCCUACCAUUAGUGGCAGCCCUGGUGCUGUUCAUGAGCAGAGAAAUAGACAUUCCGUGGCAACAAUAACCAGCAGUGAGAGCUUCCGAGAUAAGAUGCCUUUGAACACUAGUAAAAAGCCAGAGAGCUGGCGCUUCUCUGAGCAGGGAGGGAAUAUGAUUGCCAGAGGUGUGCAGCCUGUUUCACAGACACAAGUCGGCAAAACUGUACCUCAGAAGGCAGGGGAAGCAACAAAUAACAAAAGUUACUUCUCAUCUGAUAAAACUCCCAUAGCUAAAAAUGGAAAACCGACAUUCUCUGGUGCUCUGACGCAGGAGGCUGGACAUGUGGGAGUUACAGCCAGUGGUGGAGAUAGCGGUAUGAAACGGCCAACGCCACCAAUCCCCUCUGAUAUUGUCCAGGCUCUCAAGAGAGCCAGCCCUCUGUCUGUGCAUAAUGAGGGUCCUAGUACAAAACGUGCUACACCCCCAGUGGCUAUUGGUAACCACCCCAGUACUUCUAGGACAACACCACCUAUAAACAAGCCAGUAAAUCGUUUUACACCUCCCAUUAUAAUUACUGAUGAUCUGGAUGUAAAAAGAACUACACCCACAGAUGCCAAAGACGGGAAGUCAGUGAGACGGAGUACGCCUCCUAUUACUAUCAGCAGGAUCCGAAAUGCUGGAGUUUUUCUGCUCCCGCAGUCAAAGAAUAAGAAUAGGGAAACCAGUAACAGCGCACCAGAUAUCAUCAUAAUUGAUGAUAAAGAUCCUAAACCCAAGAGCCUGCCAAAAUUAUCCGAAAUUUCCGCAAGCAAAGAAGUAAAAAGUUCUUCCAAUGGAACUCCUCUUGCCAGUAACCCUAAAAGCAACGGAGACAACCUUGCCACCUCUUCCCUUCUAAAAACCCAGACUCAGACUCUGCCACAAAGUGGCCCAGUAUUAGUUAAUAAAGUGCAAGUACAGCAGCCAGCCCCUAUUAUUGUUACUGGAAAUCCAGGUAUGGCUAACCAGUCCCUUCCUGUAGCGGUUAACGGAAAUCAGAGCAUUAUGCUGACAUUCCCAGUUACCAUGGGUAGCUCCGGUAUUAUGUUAGCUACACCUAUGAAUAUCGGAGAAAACCAGAUUGCUGGUGUGAAUCAAGGUAACCGGGUGCCAAUAAGCAAGAACCCAAGGUUUGUAUCAAAUAAUACAGUUCCACUAAAUACACGGCCAGCAAAUGCCAAAUUUGCCCCCAUGGCUGUCACACCCAUAAUUAGUCAAGCAAACCGUGUCCCUGUACCUCUUCAAACCAAUCAACCCAAGCCCAUUACUGUUAACGUCAGUCAGCCAGCAGCCAAUAUUGCCAGUAGUCUGAAUAUGCAAAAUAACCUUCCACGGGUCAACAGCGGAACCAUAAAUGCAGUUCCAGUAAAGGCUUCUGGGAAUCAAGCAAUAGGCCAGGCCAUACCUCUUUUUGUUGAUGCAAAUUCUGGUUUAAUUCUGACAGCGCCCACAGUUACUUCCAAGGAUGCCAUCCCUUCUGGAAUAGGCAAUGCUACUGUGGUCACGGUAAAUGGCAACGUAGUUACUGGAAACGUGGCACCUAUGGCUCUCGGUGGAAAAUUAGCUUUUAGUAAUAUAGCCCCGGUCAAUGUAAAUGGAGGUCUGGGCAUCGGGAAUACUGCCACAUUUAUUGCUGUCGAUGGGGCUUUGGGUAUUAGUAAUGGAACUCCGGUAACACUCACAACCAGUGCCACUGCCAAUAAUAAUGCAAAAGCCACAUUGAGUAUGAACAACCCAACUAUUUUAACUGUCAGUAGUGGCUUGGGCAUCGGAAAUGCAGGGGCAAUAAGAAACCCAGUUGGAAAUAUUACUCCUAUUAAUGCCAGUAGGACAAUACAAAUUGGACAGCCUUCUACCUCCACUGUUCUUAAUGCCGAUCAGCAGAAUACAGGCAUUGUAAUACGAAAGAUCAAUGAGACUUCUGGGCCUGUAGUCCAACAGACUUUAGCCAACACCAACCAGACCCCUGUAACGGUAGAGAGACUGUUUAAAUGUAGUCAGUGCGAAGAACGUUUCACCAGUCUUGAAACACUUACCUCCCACCAAAAAGUUCACGAAGGGGCAAACUCCACUGCAGAAAAUGGUCAGGCGUCUUCCAAAGUCCCCUCUGAAACAGAAGAUGCCAGUGGGGUAACCGACGAGGACGCUCCGAAAAUUCUUUACACCACGCAAGGAGAUGAUGGAAGCACUGUUUCUAUGGUCUAAUGGAGUCUAAAGCUGGCCAUACAUACAGAGAUCUGCUGGUUUGGCGACCUUGAGGUAGGCGAUAUCUGGCUAUCCUAUCGUGGGCCCAACAACUGGAUCACAAAGAGUAGAAUACCGGCUUUAGGUAAAGGAACACAUCAAAAAAUGUGGUCCUUGAUCCGACUGGAUUUUUAAACCUGCCCAAUUUUUGGCUGCUUAAUCUGUCAGCAGUUUAUAUCUGCCCGUGUAUGGGGACCUUAAGGGCUAAGCUAUACGGGAGAUUUUGUAGGAUGAGACGAAUUGACAGAACGCAUCCCACAAGCCAGAUGUAGCCACAUGGAUCAAAAUAUAAUGGGACUGAAACAAAAAUCUGAUGUGUAAAUGACAUGAAAUAUUUGCCAUCUGACGUGACAUAUCUGUCGGAUGCAAACGCUGCAUGCUGUGUCUUCAUCCGACGAGAUAGAAUCUAAUGGUGUCGGACCGACUUUUUCUUCUCAUUGAAAUUAAUGAAAUGUCGGAUGUAGAUGCAUAAACAAAACACACCAUAGCACAACAUUAUCUGAUCCAAUUUACAUAUUACAGCUUUGGGAAUCCGAUCUUGUAUGAUCCUACAAAAUCUUGUGCUGUUGCAUGUCAAGAGCAGAUAAAAUCUGACCCAUAAAGUCUGAUCAAUAUCUCCUGUGUAGUUUAGCCCUAAAUGUUUGGAAUAUCUAAUAUAAACUAUCGGUUGGAGAACUCCUCAUUCUUACUUUCACACAGUAUAAUGGAAUCAAGAUAUGGGAACAUCUCAAAAGAAAACGUCUCGAUUUUCUACUAUCCAAUGUCUUUUUGUGUGUGUCGAAUUGUUGAGGGAUUUUGUGCAUAUCUGAUGUUAAUGCCGUAUAUACCAUUACCGAAUUAAAUUGGAUUGACUGCCAAUGAUUUGAACUGUAAAUAUUUUUAUAUAUGUGUUUUACAAGAAAAAUUUUAGAAGUUCUUACGUUGUCGGCUCUACCUCAUGGCGUGAUUUGAGGUUCUAUACCUUUCUUUUGCUUCCCCCCCCCCAAUUCAUACUUCAUGAAAUAAAUAUUUUACCACUC